Molecule: messenger RNA, 1477 nt
Organism: Aquila chrysaetos chrysaetos
Lineage: Eukaryota; Metazoa; Chordata; Aves; Accipitriformes; Accipitridae
Gene: UNCX
Product: UNC homeobox
Biological process (GO): regulation of DNA-templated transcription
Molecular function (GO): sequence-specific double-stranded DNA binding; DNA-binding transcription factor activity, RNA polymerase II-specific
Source: RefSeq, a predicted model, not a curated record
AGCCGCCCCCAUGAUGGACAGCCGUAUCCUGGAGCAUCCCCAUGCCCAGUUCGGGGGUAUGGUGGGUUUCCCUUACCCGCUCGGUCACCACCACGUCUACGAGCUGGCCGGGCACCAGCUGCAGUCGGCGGCCGCCUCCGUCCCCUUCUCCAUCGAUGGAUUACUGAGCGGCUCCUGCGCCGCCUCCGUCGUCAACCCGGCGCCUCUCAUCCCCUCCGGCUGCGGGGUGAGCGGGGACAGCCAGCCCUUCAAGCUCGCAGACUCGGGUGACCCGGACAAAGAAAGUCCUGGCUGUAAAAGAAGACGAACCCGCACCAAUUUUACUGGCUGGCAGCUCGAGGAGCUGGAAAAGGCGUUUAAUGAGAGUCAUUACCCGGACGUGUUUAUGCGAGAGGCUCUGGCUCUCAGGCUGGACUUGGUGGAGUCCAGAGUGCAGGUCUGGUUCCAAAACCGCCGGGCCAAAUGGAGAAAGAAAGAGAACACGAAGAAGGGCCCGGGGCGGCCGGCUCACAACUCCCACCCCACGACGUGCAGCGGGGAGCCCAUGGACCCCGAGGAGAUCGCCCGCAAGGAGCUGGAGAAGAUGGAGAAGAAGAAGCGCAAGCACGAGAAGAAGCUCCUCAAAAGCCAAAGCCGCCACCUGCACUCGCCCAGCGGCCUCUCCCUGCACAGCACGCCCAGCUCCGACAGCGACAGCGGCGGCGGGGGGGGCCUCUCGCCCGCCCCGCCCGAGGCCAAGCCCCGCGGGCAGCCCCCGCCGCCCCACCCGCCGCCCCCCGCCGCUCCCCCCUCCGAGCCGCCCCCCGGCGCCUGCGACCAGACGGCAGAGCCCUUCUACCCCAGCCAAAGAAGCGGGAGCGGGCGGCUCCAGCGCCCGCCCGACAAGGACUGCGCGGCCGCCCCGUCGGGGGACGGCAGCGGGGGCGCGGGGGGGCCCCGCGGCGCCGGCAGCUUCCACAAGCUCAACCCCUUCAGCGUGGAGAGCCUCCUCUCCGACUCGCCCCCCCGCCGCAAAGCCGCCCCGGAUUUCCCCGGCCUCCCCCCCUGCGCCCCCCGCACCCUCAUCGGCAAAGGACACUUCUUGCUCUACCCCAUCACCCAGCCCCUGGGCUUCCUCGUCCCGCAGACCGCCCUCAAGGCCAGCCCGGGCCCCGAGGCCGGUCAGCCCCCCCGGGACUCCCCGCUGCCCGCCGCCAACCCCGGUCCGCCCGGCUGCGGCGCGGAGCCGGCGCCCGCCGGUGCCCAGCCCGGCCCCGGCUCCACGGACUCGGCGGCGGGGUCGGUGCCUCCCCCCCCCGCGCCGGCCGGAGCUUCCCCCCGUUCCGCGGCCGCGCACGGUGACCCGGCGGCGGCCGCCCCCGCGGAGGGCGGCAGCUUCCCCCGGCCCAAAUCGCCGGUCCGGGCGCGGGACGCCAGCACAGCCAGGGACAGAUCGGACUGCGGCCCCGCCGACGGCGAGGAGGUGGACAUGGACUGA